AUGAUUGUAUUUUCAGAGGAUGACGAUAAAUUCCUAGAUCAAUAUCAUAGGUGUGCAUAUACACCCCCAACCAUCUCAAAUACCAAUCAUAAUGUGAAUGUUGAUCUUGCAUCGUCUGAGAGUAAAAGAGAUAUAGUACCUCUAUCUAUAUAUGAUCAAGAUGAUAAUGACGAUAGCAACAACAACAACAACAAUAUAGAUAUUAUAGAUAUUACCAACAUGAAUGGCAGUACUCGUAAGAAUUCAAAGAGUAACGGUAGUAGUAGCAAUAGCAGUGGCAAUAAUAAUUCAACUUCAACUACCUCACCUUCCAAAAAGAUAAAUAUUCCAAAAACAAAAAAGAGAUCUCAAUCAAGUGCUAGUAAAUUUAAUACUUUUAAUAAUAAUAACAAUAAUAACAAUAGUAAUAGCAAUAAUAAUAAUAAUAAUAUUAGUAAUAUUGAGAAUAAUAAUUUAAAUGAUAUAAUUAAAAAGAAUAAACAAAGAGAUUGGUUCGAAAGCGAGUCAUCCCAUGACGAUCACAAUCAAAUCACAGUAUUGAUCUCACCUAUUCGCAAUUACUAUCAGCCUGGUGACACUUUAGAUGUGGUGGUCAACGUCAACGUAAAGCGAUUGCAGUGUUUGAAUGCUACCUUUGAGGGAUAUUCGUCAUGCCAAGUACCGCCAAGACAUGGACAAGAAGACAAGACACCCAACCUACUGAAAUCAAAGAUUGCUGCAACAAACUUUUAUCUAUACCCAACUGAAGAUGACAUUCCGCUGAAUUUAUCAAGUAAAUCAAUUAAUAACAAUACUUAUCGUAGCAAUAGUUAUAAUAAUAUUAUAAAUGUAAAUAAUCAAAUGUCUACUUCCACUUCAACAACUUCCACUUCAACUACGACAACAACAACAACAUCGACAACAACCACCGCACAAUCAAUAUCAAAUCCAUCAUCUACAACCUCUUCACCUUUCUCAUUAGAUAAGCAACAGCAUCAACAACAACAACAACAACCACUAGAUCAACAGAGCAACAAUACAAUUAGUUCAUCAACAGCUAAUCUAAGUACUAUCGAUAAGGAGCUGUUGAGGAAUGUGUCGGACGAUAUGAUUAUCUCUAAUCUUGGAAAAUCAACAUCGUUUUCAUCACUCUACAUUUCAGACUUGGUCGAUGAUGAGUGGUUCGAUAUGGACCAGCAGGCUCUCUCGCAGAGAGAUAAUCUCUCGAUGAAUGUGAGCAGUGAAGAACUACAGGAUCUAGAGGAUAUCGACAGUUCGCUGGUAGAACCACCACAAGUACAGGCAUGUGCCGACCACUUGGUACUCUCAAAGAAGAAACACAAGUUCACCUUUCAACUGAAGAUUCCACAGAGCUUGCCACCAUCGUUUGCCUUUAGUAAGCAAUCGAAAAACGGAAUAUUCUACCGUAUUCAUCUCUCUGGUCUCGGUCAGAUGCACCACAAAUUCAAUCGAACGGAGCACUCACUGAUCAAAGGUUUCGAAACAUCGAUUCCACUCUCCAUUUGGAAUCCAAAGUGUGAUUAUCUUCCCCGUCAACUCUUGCAAGCAGACAACCUCUUUUGCUCAUCCGAAACCUAUCAGUCGACAAAGAACAAUGUACAUAUAAAAGCAAGAUUACUAAUUAAAAACUUUUGUGUUAUUGAUUCUGCCGUAAGUACCUACCAACAAACAAACCAACAUAUCAAAAGAAAAGAAAAACAAAGAAUUUAA
Molecule: messenger RNA, 1710 nt
Organism: Heterostelium album PN500
Lineage: Eukaryota; Evosea; Eumycetozoa; Acytosteliales; Acytosteliaceae
Exons: 1
Coding region: 1-1710 (569 amino acids)
Source: RefSeq, a predicted model, not a curated record